AUGCAAGGAUGCAUUGCGCUUGGUAUCAAUAUCAACGCCACGGUGGAGUUUGUAAUUCAAAACUAUCGGAGUCGCCGUUACAGAGCAGAACAUCUGAUCACCAUUGACAAGGAGAUCAUGAAGCUGAGGGCCCAGGGACUUGUAGCAGAAGACGAUGUGGUUCUAUGGAAAGGCAAAGGAGAUGUGUUUCGACCUUGUUUUAACACACACCAAACUUGGACUCUAACGCGUGUGCAGCAAACAAAUGUUCAGUGGUGCAAGGGCAUCUGGUUCCCCGGAUCAACGCCUAAGUACUCUGUCUUGUCUUGGAUUGCAGUACAUAACCGCUUGGCAACAGGAGAUAGACUAUUGCAGUGGAACGCUCAAGCUAAUGCUCAAUGCAUCCUCGGCAACACAGCUACUGAAUCCAGAAAUCACCUAUUCUUCAGCUGCCCCUUCACCGAGGCCAUAUGGAGUAACCUCACUAGAAAGCUUCUCGGACAGAGAUACUCACACAUGUGGGAUCAAAUUCUGGAUCUAAUAUCAACGAAUGCCUUCUCAGGAGACACUAAGUUCCUCCUCAGAUAUGUAUUUCAAGUCUCUGUGCACACCAUUUGGCUUGAGAGGAAUGGUAGAAGGCACGGCACGGUCAAACGUUCCCCGAGCAUUAUUACCAAGUUCAUCGACAAGCAGCUAAGAAACCGAAUCAGUUCACUGCGUGGAAGAGGAGGUACAGUGUUCAACAACACAAUGGCGGUUUGGUUUUCGACUAUGGAUUAG
Raphanus sativus (radish) is the source of this 759-nucleotide messenger RNA. RefSeq lists its product as uncharacterized. The transcript has a single exon. Lineage: Eukaryota; Viridiplantae; Streptophyta; Magnoliopsida; Brassicales; Brassicaceae. The record is from RefSeq and is a predicted model, not a curated record. Bases 1 to 759 code for a protein of 252 amino acids.